Lodderomyces pseudojiufengensis is the source of this 1641-nucleotide messenger RNA. RefSeq lists its product as uncharacterized. Lineage: Eukaryota; Fungi; Ascomycota; Pichiomycetes; Serinales; Debaryomycetaceae. The record is from RefSeq and is a predicted model, not a curated record. Bases 1 to 1641 code for a protein of 546 amino acids. Gene Ontology annotation, biological process: transmembrane transport. The transcript has a single exon. Gene Ontology annotation, cellular component: membrane. Gene Ontology annotation, molecular function: transmembrane transporter activity.
AUGGAGGCAAUCAGAUCAAGAACUGAAACUCAUCUACAUAAUAUUAUGUCAAAUAGAUCUGAAGUUAGAUCUAUUGACCCAAAACGAAACGCAGGAGAUGAAGAAUUAUUGAAUCAAAUAGGUUAUAAACAAGAAUUAAGAAGACAUUAUAGUACAUUUGAGACUUUUGGUAUUAGUUUUUCAAUUAUGAGUUUACUUCCAUCAAUAGCUUCAAUUUUACCAGUUUUAUUAGAAUCAGGAUUAGGUGGUGCAUGGUGGAGUUGGUUUGCAGCAUCAUGUAUGAUAACGUUGGUUGGAUGUAGUAUGAGUUUUUUGGGACUGGCUCUUCCAACGUCUGGAGGUUUAUAUUACUACGCUAACUAUUAUUCACCUGACAGUAUUCGGGUCCCAAUAAGUUUUUUGAUUGGAUGGGCAAAUACUUUGGGUCUAUUAGGUGGAUAUUGUUCAAUUAGUUGGGGAUUUGCGGUUGAAGUCUUAUCAGCAGUCAAUAUUUCGAUGGAUGGUAAUUUCGAUGUAACUAACGCAAGAUGCUAUGGAAUUUAUGCAGCAACAAUAAUCUCCACUGUUAUAAUUGCAUGUUUAACUACAAAGAAUGCAGCUAGACUACAGGGAAUUGCAGUUUAUGUUAAUGUAUUCUUGGUUUUGCUAUUUGUGAUAGCUGUUCCUGUCGGAUAUUCCCGAAAUCAUACGUUCAACACUAGAGGUCAAAUUUUUGGAGAUUUCACGAAUUCAAGGAGUUGGAGUACUGGAUGGAGUGUAUGUCUAAGUUUACAGGGUGCAGUCUGGGUUAUAGGAUCAUUUGAUUCCGUUAUUCAUUGUUCGGAAGAGUGCAAAGACCCUCAACGUGCAAUUGGAUUUGGUAUAGUCGGCUCAAUUGUUGCUUGCGCAAUCUUGGGUAUUGGAGUUGUGUCAGUUUGUUGUGCUUGUAUUAUAGAUGGAGAUAUAAGUAGAGUUCUUGAAAGUGAAACUGGAUCAGCAAUGGCACAAAUUAUCGAUGAUGCUCUAGGCCGCAAAUGGGCAACAGCUUUCAUGGCCUUGAUAUCAGUUGGCCAGUACAUGAUGGCGGUCUCCAUUGUCCUUGCCAUUAGCCGUCAAGUUUUUGCUUCAUCAAGGGAUUCAUUGAUCCCUGUUGUAUCCAAUUACUUGAAAUACAUCAAUCCAAAAUACAAAAUCCCCGUUAGAAGUACUUGUUUUUGUGGAAUAAUGGCUCUUAUUUUGGGUUUGCUAUCAUUAAUCGGCCCAGCUGGAGCUAAUGCUUUGUUCUCAUUAGCAAUCAAUAGUAAUUCUGUUGCAUGGGGAACUCCAAUGUUACUUGUUCUUUUGCCGUACGGUAGAAAAAAAUUCAUCCCAGGACCAUUUUGGUUUGGUAAAACGAUUAGUUAUUCCAUAAUGUUGCUUGCAGUGCUUUGGUUAAUGUUUAUUAUUAUACUGUCUACAUUCCCAGACAAUAUAGAAGUUGAUAAGAAAACAAUGAAUUAUACAGUUGUUAUAAAUGUUGGUAUUUGGAUUUUAGCGUUGAUCUAUUAUUUCGUUUAUGGUUAUAAAGUCUAUUCUGGUCCUAAGUCAAACUUAGAUGAACCAGAAUAUUCUGAUGGUUCAAGUGUUGCUAUUAUGGACGAGGUUUUAUCAGAAAAGGUGUAA